AUGGAAGUGAAGGGGACAGGCCCGGCGGCAGCGGCGGGGGAGUCGGUGGCCCUGCUGAGAGGCGGGAACCGCUGCGAGGGGCUGGUGCGGGUCCGGCUGGGCGGCCGGGAGGGCCCGGUGUGCGGGGACCACUGGGGCCUGCAGGAGGCGGCGGUCGUUUGCAGGCAGCUGGACUGCAGCGACGUCCACGUGGCGCCCACGUACGUGGUGUGGCCCCAGGAGCGGCAGCCCUUCUUGCUGCGGGGCGUGCGGUGCCGGGGCUCGGAGGCCUCGCUCUGGGACUGCGCCCCGGGCUCCUGGGAGCCGCUGGGGGGCUGCGCGUGCGAGUGCAUCGGCGCCGUCCACUGCAAAGGUGGGAAGCUGGCGAAGGUGGGGCUCGGCCGAGGAGGCAGCCCCUGUGCGGGGACCUUGGAGAUCAGAUGGACCGAGGACUUUCCUGUGACGUGUGGUUUGCACUUGGAGGAGGCGGGCGUCCUCUGCAGGAGCCUGGGGUGCGGCCCAGUGCUCCAGGCAUCCAGGCCCCACCUCUCUGGGGCCUCUGGGAGCAGGGGACCCAAGAUCGUGACCUGCCAGGGGACAGAGUCCAACAUCUUCAACUGCAGGUUCAACCUGAACGUCCAGGACCAGUGCAACCUGCCGACAGACGCGCAGGUCGUGUGUGCUGGACACACGGAGGCCCGGCUGGCGGGCGGCGAGCACCCCUGUGCCGGGCGCCUGGAGGUGAGGCGCGGCCUGACCUGGGGCACCGUCUGCGACCAGGACCUGGACCAGGCCACGGCCCACGUGGCGUGCCGGGAGCUGCAGUGCGGCGUGGCCGUGUCCACGCCCCCGGGCGCGCACUUUGGCCAGGGCUCGGGGCCCGUGUGGACGGAGGCCUUCCGCUGUGCGGGCAACGAGUCGCUGCUGUUCCACUGCCCGCGGGCGCCCGGGCACCGGUGUGGGCACGGCCAGGACGCCGGGCUCCGGUGCUCAGGGGACAGGUUCCGGCUGGCCAACGGCAGCAGCAGCUGUGAGGGCCGCGUGGAGCUCCAGGUCCAGGGGGCCUGGGCGCCCCUCUGUGCCGCCCACUGGGACCUCGCAGACGCCACCGUCCUCUGCCACCAGCUGCAGUGCGGCAGCGCCGUGGCCGUGCCCCCGGGCGGCCACUUCGGGCAUGGGGGCGCCCCCCUCUGGCCCGACAGGUUCCACUGUGCGGGGACAGAGCCCUACCUGUGGCACUGCCCGGUGAGCACGCUGGGCGCCCCGGCCUGCGCCCCCGGACACUCGGCCUCCGCGGUCUGCUCAGGCCUGGCCCAGGCGCUGCGGCUGCGGGACGGCCAGAGCCGCUGUGACGGCCGCGUGGAGGUGGCGCUGGACGGCGCGUGGGGCCGCGUCCUGGACGACGCGUGGGACGCGCGCGGCGCGGGCGUGGUGUGCCGGCAGCUGGGCUGCGGGGCGGCGGAGCGGGCCUACGAUGCCCCCGCCCCGGGGCGCGGGGUCCGCGUGGGGCUGAGCCGCGUGCGCUGCGCGGGCACCGAGGCCCGCCUGGCCCAGUGCGACGUGUCCGCCGCCCCGCUGGCGCCGCCGGGGGCCGCGCGGGACGCGGGCGUGGUUUGUGUGGGGAGCCGCGGGGUGCGCCUGGCCGCGGGCCCGGGCCGCUGCGCGGGGCGCGUGGAGCUGCUCCGCGGGGGCGCGUGGGGCACCGUGUGCGACGACGGCUGGGACCUGCGGGACGCGCACGUGGUGUGCCGCCAGCUGGGCUGCGGCCGCGCCCUGGGCGCCCCGGGGGCGGCGGCCUUCGGGCCCGGGUCCGGGCGCAUCUGGCUGGACGAGCUGGGCUGCGAGGGCACGGAGUCCGCGCUGUGGCGCUGCCCGUCGGGGGGCUGGGGCCGGCACGACUGCGGCCACAAGGAGGACGCCGGCGCCGUCUGCGCAGGGCUCACCGGGCUGCGGCUGCGGGGCGGCGGGCCGUGCGCCGGGCGCCUGGAGGUGCUGCACAACGGCACGUGGGGCGGCGUGUGCGGGCCGCUGGGCGCCGCCGCGCUGGCCGUGCUGUGCGGGCAGCUGGGCUGCGGGGCCCCGGGCCGCCUGCGGGCGGCGGGGCGGGCGCCGGGCGCCGCGGGGCCGCUCUGGGUGGCCUCCAUCCAGUGCCGCCACCGGCACGACCUGGCGCCCUGGCAGUGCCCGUCCGCGCCCUGGGACCCGCACUCCUGCCCGCGCCAGGAGGAGGCCUGGGUGGAGUGCGCAGGUGAGGGGCCGGGAACCCCUGCGGCCCCGGGGGAGCCCCUCAACUGCUCUGCCUCCCGCAGCUGCCCAGAGGAGGGCUCGGUGCGGGUGCGCGGCGGCCAGGACGGCUGCGCGGGCCGCGUGGAGCUGUGGCACGCGGGCGCCUGGGGCACCGUGUGCGACGACGCCUGGGACCUGGCGGACGCGGAGGUCGUGUGCCGCCAGCUGGGCUGCGGCGGGGCCCUCAGCGCCCCCGCGGGCGCCGCCUUCGGCCCGGGCUCGGGGCCCGUGUGGCUGGACGAGGUGGGGUGCCGGGGCAGCGAGGCGGCGCUGGGGGGCUGCCCCGCGGAGCCGUGGGGGCACACGGACUGCGGGCACAAGGAGGACGCGGGCGUGCGCUGCUCCCGUGAGUGGGCCGGGGGGCCGGGACAGCCGGGCCCCGCUCCCCGGCCGAACCCGGAGCCCUGCCCGACGCUCCGGGCGGUCAGCGCGGUCCUGGGCGCCCUCCUCGGCCUCCUCUUCCUGAGCCUCCUGGGCCUCCUGGGCCUGCUGCGAAGCACACAGGCCAAGCAGAGAGGCCUGGGAAGUUCGGAGGCGUCUCCCGAGGAGCCCACCUAUGAUGUCAUCGGGGAGCCGCCUCUCGCGGGGGUGUACGAGGAGGUCCGGGAGGAGCCCCAGGGUGAGGAGGACCGGGGUGCGGGCAGGGUGGCCACGGCAGAAGGGACAGCGAGCCUCAGGGACGAGCAGUCUGCGCCGGAGGAGGAUUACGACGAGGCUGCGUUUCCCCUGGAGGAGGUGACGCUGUGA
Molecule: messenger RNA, 3012 nt
Organism: Pipistrellus kuhlii (Kuhl's pipistrelle)
Lineage: Eukaryota; Metazoa; Chordata; Mammalia; Chiroptera; Vespertilionidae
Product: scavenger receptor cysteine-rich domain-containing protein SCART1-like
Exons: 13
Coding region: 1-3012 (1003 amino acids)
Cellular component (GO): membrane
Source: RefSeq, a predicted model, not a curated record